GGACAACUUCUUGAUUCUUUUUUUUUUGGUGCGCAACUUCUUGAUUCUUGGAAGACCUCGUUUUCUCUCUCUCACUCUCUUUGAAGCCCUCUUCCGUACGUCAAUGGCGGGGAGGAAGAGAGCCCGAUGCGGAGGCGGGGUGGAGGUGCUGGACUCGAUCUACUCGGUGGUCGCUCUCGUCCUUAUCCUUGUCGCCUGCGUCGAGCUCGGCGACGCCGCCACCGCCGUCGACGUCUACCGCCUGAUCCAGUACGAUCUUGCUGGCAUGCCCUACGGAUCUCGCCACGCCGGCCUCAACCACCAUGCCGGCGCUUUCCCCUUCGCUCCCGGCGCCGAUCUCUCCCGCACCGUCGUCAUGAUGCCUGUCCGGGAGCUCAAUCUCACCUUGCUCCAAGAGUACAUCAUCAAUAAGCAGCCAUUUGGAGGCUUGUUAUUUUUGCUUCCUCAAAAGGUUGGCAAAAAGAUUGUUGGGGAGAUCAAGAGCAAAGAUGAUGGGCUCAUGAGAAAAAUAUUGGUUGAGUUGGAACAAUUGCUCAUACAUGCUAGCAUACCUUAUCCAGUUUAUUUUGCAUUCGAGGAUGAUAAAAUCAAUUCUCUAUUAGCUGAUGUCCGGAGAAGUGAUGCUAGUGGCCAACCUACCACGGCAACCACUGGCGGCUACAAGUUGGUUGUUUCAUCACCAGAGCCUAAAAAGUUAUCGUCUCCAACAAUAACAAACAUUCAGGGAUGGUUGCCAGGGCUGAAAGGAGAUGGAGAUACCAGUCAACUGCCAACAAUUGCUGUAGUUACAUCAUAUGAUACUUUUGGUGCUGCUCCGGCACUCUCUUUGGGAAGUGAUAGUAAUGGGAGUGGAGUCGUGGCUCUUUUAGAGAUAGCAAGACUUUUCUCGCAUCUUUAUUCAAAUCCAAAGACCCGAGGAAGAUAUAACCUUCUUUUUGGGUUAACAUCUGGUGGACCUUAUAACUAUAAUGGAACUCUUAAGUGGCUAAGGAGUUUUGAUCAACGGUUACGAGAGAGCAUUGACUAUGCCAUAUGCUUGAAUAGUUUUGGUUCUUGGAACAAUGAGUUAUGGAUUCAUGUGUCCAAGCCUCCAGAAAAUGCCUACAUAAAACAAGUUCAUAAAAGUUUGUCAGAUGUUGCAAAAGAGCUGGGAGUUACCAUUGGUAUAAAGCACAAGAAGAUAAAUAUUUCAGACCCAAGAGUUGCCUGGGAGCAUGAGCAAUUUUCUAGGUUAAGAAUAACUGCUGUCACUCUUUCUGAGCUUUCUGCUGCGCCUGAAUUGCUCGAAAAUACAGGAGGACUUUAUGACACAAGGGAUUCAGUGGAUGAAGCUGCAGUCUACAGAAGCAUCAGAUUAGUUGCAGAGAGUCUUGCGAGGCAUAUUUAUGGAUACCAAGGCAGGAACAUUCAGAUUUUCGCAGAUAAUAGUAGUUUGGCUGUAAACCCUUCUUAUGUAAAGUCAUGGUUGGAUCUAUUGUCACGGACACCUCGAGUGGCACCCUUUCUCUCGAAGACUGACCCAAUUAUCUCUGCAUUGAAAAAGGAAUUAUCUGAUCACACGGUUGAGGUGCACGUACAGCAUGAGACGAUUGAUGGGAUGUUCAGUUUUUAUGAUUCUACAAGGGCAACGCUUAACAUAUAUCAGGUCGCAAGUGUUGCUUUUGAUCUUCUUUUUCUUCUAGUACUGGGAUCAUACCUAAUUCUCCUCUUCAGUUUCCUGGUCAUCACCACACGGGGCCUAGAUGAUCUGAUCAAUAUGUUCCGCCGGCCUACAUACCGGAAGGUCAAGGCAUCAUGAGCUUUCGUAGUUAAAUUUUUCCACAAGGACAGCAGCAAAGACUUUGCUUAUAGCCAGCUGACAAACAUUAAGUGGAUUGUAAAUGAUCCUCAAAUGAGGCAGAUGAGGUAAAGAUGUUAUUUCCUAAUCCUGUAACUCCAGUGGAAAAGAAAUUUUGGUAAGAAGUAUCUUGGAAAAUUCUUGACUCAAUCUUUAGUAGACAACCUUUCAGUUUUA
This is a messenger RNA of Phoenix dactylifera (date palm), 2014 nucleotides long. RefSeq lists its product as uncharacterized. NCBI's taxonomy places the organism in Eukaryota, Viridiplantae, Streptophyta, Magnoliopsida, Arecales, Arecaceae. Gene Ontology annotation, cellular component: membrane. Gene Ontology annotation, biological process: regulation of signal transduction. The record is from RefSeq and is a predicted model, not a curated record.